AUGGGCCUCUUGGUCAAUCAUACCAAGAGCUCCGUCUUGUCGAUGGUGCCAGACGGGAAGCGCAAGAAGCACCACUAUCUGACCGGGAAGAAUUUCCGGAUAGGUCGGAAGUGGCUGCCUCAAACCUCUUGCGUGGAACGUUGGCGCUAUCUGGGCAUCGACUUUCAGGCGUCUGGAUGCGUGACGUUAGAGCAUAAUAUCAAAGUUGCCUUGACCAACAUCUCAAAGGCACCCCUCAAGCCGCAGCAGCGGCUCGAAAUUGUGAGGGGACACCUUAUUCCGAGAUUUUUGCAUGGCCUUGUGCUAGGUAAUAUCUCGGAUGAUAGGUUGUGUAUGCUCGACGUCCAGAUCCGGGGUGCGGUUAGGACUUGGCUGAGGCUCCCGAAGGACGUGCCUGUCGGGUACUUCCAUGCCGACAUCAAGGACGGCGGCCUAGCGAUCCCAUCGCUUCGGGCGACCGUCCCGGACCUCAUACUUAAGAGGUUCGGGCGGCUCGACUCGUCGAGUUGGUCAGUGGCAAAGGCCGCCGCCAGAUCCGAAAGGAUCCGUAAGAAGUUGAGCUGGGCCGACAAGCAAUUCCGAAAGUUCACCAGAGAGGAUCCGGUCACGGGCCUUAGGUCCGUCGCACGGUUUUGGCGCGAGAGACUGUGGAGCUCAGUGGACGGGUUCGAGUUGCGCGAAUCCGCCCGCACUCCCGCGUCCACGAAGUGGAUUCGGGAGGAGUCUUCGCAUGUCUCUGGUCGGGACUUCGUGCAGUUCGUCCACACACACAUUAAUGCCCUCCCGUCACGGGUUCGGACAUCCAGAGGGCGCAGGAUUGGUCGUGAGGCGGAGUUGAACUGCCGCGCCGGGUGCGUGGUUAGGGAGACGACGGCUCACACCAUCCAGCAAUGUUGGCGGACGCACGGGGGCCGGAUAUUGCGCCACGAUCGUGUUGUGAAGCUAGUAGCAGACGCGAUGGCUUCAGACCAAUGGUCGGUGGUGACGGAGCCACAUGUCAAGACCUCGAAAGGCCUUCGGAAGCCCGACAUAGUAGCCGCUAAAGGGGGCGUCGGAGUGAUCGUGGACGUGCAGGUGGUCUCGGGCCAGCGGCCUCUCGAUGAUGCUCACCGCUCAAAGGUAGGGAUGCAGGAAUCCAUCGACCGUGUGUUCGAGGUUGCGUCGUCGAUGGGCCUCUUGGUCAAUCAUACCAAGAGCUCCGUCUUGUCGAUGGUGCCAGACGGGAAGCGCAAGAAGCACCACUAUCUGACCGGGAAGAAUUUCCGGAUAGGUCGGAAGUGGCUGCCUCAAACCUCUUGCGUGGAACGUUGGCGCUAUCUGGGCAUCGACUUUCAGGCGUCUGGAUGCGUGACGUUAGAGCAUAAUAUCAAAGUUGCCUUGACCAACAUCUCAAAGGCACCCCUCAAGCCGCAGCAGCGGCUCGAAAUUGUGAGGGGACACCUUAUUCCGAGAUUUUUGCAUGGCCUUGUGCUAGGUAAUAUCUCGGAUGAUAGGUUGUGUAUGCUCGACGUCCAGAUCCGGGGUGCGGUUAGGACUUGGCUGAGGCUCCCGAAGGACGUGCCUGUCGGGUACUUCCAUGCCGACAUCAAGGACGGCGGCCUAGCGAUCCCAUCGCUUCGGGCGACCGUCCCGGACCUCAUACUUAAGAGGUUCGGGCGGCUCGACUCGUCGAGUUGGUCAGUGGCAAAGGCCGCCGCCAGAUCCGAAAGGAUCCGUAAGAAGUUGAGCUGGGCCGACAAGCAAUUCCGAAAGUUCACCAGAGAGGAUCCGGUCACGGGCCUUAGGUCCGUCGCACGGUUUUGGCGCGAGAGACUGUGGAGCUCAGUGGACGGGUUCGAGUUGCGCGAAUCCGCCCGCACUCCCGCGUCCACGAAGUGGAUUCGGGAGGAGUCUUCGCAUGUCUCUGGUCGGGACUUCGUGCAGUUCGUCCACACACACAUUAAUGCCCUCCCGUCACGGGUUCGGACAUCCAGAGGGCGCAGGAUUGGUCGUGAGGCGGAGUUGAACUGCCGCGCCGGGUGCGUGGUUAGGGAGACGACGGCUCACACCAUCCAGCAAUGUUGGCGGACGCACGGGGGCCGGAUAUUGCGCCACGAUCGUGUUGUGAAGCUAGUAGCAGACGCGAUGGCUUCAGACCAAUGGUCGGUGGUGACGGAGCCACAUGUCAAGACCUCGAAAGGCCUUCGGAAGCCCGACAUAGUAGCCGCUAAAGGGGGCGUCGGAGUGAUCGUGGACGUGCAGGUGGUCUCGGGCCAGCGGCCUCUCGAUGAUGCUCACCGCUCAAAGGUAGGGAUGCAGGAAUCCAUCGACCGUGUGUUCGAGGUUGCGUCGUCGAUGGGCCUCUUGGUCAAUCAUACCAAGAGCUCCGUCUUGUCGAUGGUGCCAGACGGGAAGCGCAAGAAGCACCACUAUCUGACCGGGAAGAAUUUCCGGAUAGGUCGGAAGUGGCUGCCUCAAACCUCUUGCGUGGAACGUUGGCGCUAUCUGGGCAUCGACUUUCAGGCGUCUGGAUGCGUGACGUUAGAGCAUAAUAUCAAAGUUGCCUUGACCAACAUCUCAAAGGCACCCCUCAAGCCGCAGCAGCGGCUCGAAAUUGUGAGGGGACACCUUAUUCCGAGAUUUUUGCAUGGCCUUGUGCUAGGUAAUAUCUCGGAUGAUAGGUUGUGUAUGCUCGACGUCCAGAUCCGGGGUGCGGUUAGGACUUGGCUGAGGCUCCCGAAGGACGUGCCUGUCGGGUACUUCCAUGCCGACAUCAAGGACGGCGGCCUAGCGAUCCCAUCGCUUCGGGCGACCGUCCCGGACCUCAUACUUAAGAGGUUCGGGCGGCUCGACUCGUCGAGUUGGUCAGUGGCAAAGGCCGCCGCCAGAUCCGAAAGGAUCCGUAAGAAGUUGAGCUGGGCCGACAAGCAAUUCCGAAAGUUCACCAGAGAGGAUCCGGUCACGGGCCUUAGGUCCGUCGCACGGUUUUGGCGCGAGAGACUGUGGAGCUCAGUGGACGGGUUCGAGUUGCGCGAAUCCGCCCGCACUCCCGCGUCCACGAAGUGGAUUCGGGAGGAGUCUUCGCAUGUCUCUGGUCGGGACUUCGUGCAGUUCGUCCACACACACAUUAAUGCCCUCCCGUCACGGGUUCGGACAUCCAGAGGGCGCAGGAUUGGUCGUGAGGCGGAGUUGAACUGCCGCGCCGGGUGCGUGGUUAGGGAGACGACGGCUCACACCAUCCAGCAAUGUUGGCGGACGCACGGGGGCCGGAUAUUGCGCCACGAUCGUGUUGUGAAGCUAGUAGCAGACGCGAUGGCUUCAGACCAAUGGUCGGUGGUGACGGAGCCACAUGUCAAGACCUCGAAAGGCCUUCGGAAGCCCGACAUAGUAGCCGCUAAAGGGGGCGUCGGAGUGAUCGUGGACGUGCAGGUGGUCUCGGGCCAGCGGCCUCUCGAUGAUGCUCACCGCUCAAAGGUAGGGAUGCAGGAAUCCAUCGACCGUGUGUUCGAGGUUGCGUCGUCGAUGGGCCUCUUGGUCAAUCAUACCAAGAGCUCCGUCUUGUCGAUGGUGCCAGACGGGAAGCGCAAGAAGCACCACUAUCUGACCGGGAAGAAUUUCCGGAUAGGUCGGAAGUGGCUGCCUCAAACCUCUUGCGUGGAACGUUGGCGCUAUCUGGGCAUCGACUUUCAGGCGUCUGGAUGCGUGACGUUAGAGCAUAAUAUCAAAGUUGCCUUGACCAACAUCUCAAAGGCACCCCUCAAGCCGCAGCAGCGGCUCGAAAUUGUGAGGGGACACCUUAUUCCGAGAUUUUUGCAUGGCCUUGUGCUAGGUAAUAUCUCGGAUGAUAGGUUGUGUAUGCUCGACGUCCAGAUCCGGGGUGCGGUUAGGACUUGGCUGAGGCUCCCGAAGGACGUGCCUGUCGGGUACUUCCAUGCCGACAUCAAGGACGGCGGCCUAGCGAUCCCAUCGCUUCGGGCGACCGUCCCGGACCUCAUACUUAAGAGGUUCGGGCGGCUCGACUCGUCGAGUUGGUCAGUGGCAAAGGCCGCCGCCAGAUCCGAAAGGAUCCGUAAGAAGUUGAGCUGGGCCGACAAGCAAUUCCGAAAGUUCACCAGAGAGGAUCCGGUCACGGGCCUUAGGUCCGUCGCACGGUUUUGGCGCGAGAGACUGUGGAGCUCAGUGGACGGGUUCGAGUUGCGCGAAUCCGCCCGCACUCCCGCGUCCACGAAGUGGAUUCGGGAGGAGUCUUCGCAUGUCUCUGGUCGGGACUUCGUGCAGUUCGUCCACACACACAUUAAUGCCCUCCCGUCACGGGUUCGGACAUCCAGAGGGCGCAGGAUUGGUCGUGAGGCGGAGUUGAACUGCCGCGCCGGGUGCGUGGUUAGGGAGACGACGGCUCACACCAUCCAGCAAUGUUGGCGGACGCACGGGGGCCGGAUAUUGCGCCACGAUCGUGUUGUGAAGCUAGUAGCAGACGCGAUGGCUUCAGACCAAUGGUCGGUGGUGACGGAGCCACAUGUCAAGACCUCGAAAGGCCUUCGGAAGCCCGACAUAGUAGCCGCUAAAGGGGGCGUCGGAGUGAUCGUGGACGUGCAGGUGGUCUCGGGCCAGCGGCCUCUCGAUGAUGCUCACCGCUCAAAGGUAGGGAUGCAGGAAUCCAUCGACCGUGUGUUCGAGGUUGCGUCGUCGAUGGGCCUCUUGGUCAAUCAUACCAAGAGCUCCGUCUUGUCGAUGGUGCCAGACGGGAAGCGCAAGAAGCACCACUAUCUGACCGGGAAGAAUUUCCGGAUAGGUCGGAAGUGGCUGCCUCAAACCUCUUGCGUGGAACGUUGGCGCUAUCUGGGCAUCGACUUUCAGGCGUCUGGAUGCGUGACGUUAGAGCAUAAUAUCAAAGUUGCCUUGACCAACAUCUCAAAGGCACCCCUCAAGCCGCAGCAGCGGCUCGAAAUUGUGAGGGGACACCUUAUUCCGAGAUUUUUGCAUGGCCUUGUGCUAGGUAAUAUCUCGGAUGAUAGGUUGUGUAUGCUCGACGUCCAGAUCCGGGGUGCGGUUAGGACUUGGCUGAGGCUCCCGAAGGACGUGCCUGUCGGGUACUUCCAUGCCGACAUCAAGGACGGCGGCCUAGCGAUCCCAUCGCUUCGGGCGACCGUUCCGGACCUCAUACUUAAGAGGUUCGGGCGGCUCGACUCGUCGAGUUGGUCAGUGGCAAAGGCCGCCGCCAGAUCCGAAAGGAUCCGUAAGAAGUUGAGCUGGGCCGACAAGCAAUUCCGAAAGUUCACCAGAGAGGAUCCGGUCACGGGCCUUAGGUCCGUCGCACGGUUUUGGCGCGAGAGACUGUGGAGCUCAGUGGACGGGUUCGAGUUGCGCGAAUCCGCCCGCACUCCCGCGUCCACGAAGUGGAUUCGGGAGGAGUCUUCGCAUGUCUCUGGUCGGGACUUCGUGCAGUUCGUCCACACACACAUUAAUGCCCUCCCGUCACGGGUUCGGACAUCCAGAGGGCGCAGGAUUGGUCGUGAGGCGGAGUUGAACUGCCGCGCCGGGUGCGUGGUUAGGGAGACGACGGCUCACACCAUCCAGCAAUGUUGGCGGACGCACGGGGGCCGGAUAUUGCGCCACGAUCGUGUUGUGAAGCUAGUAGCAGACGCGAUGGCUUCAGACCAAUGGUCGGUGGUGACGGAGCCACAUGUCAAGACCUCGAAAGGCCUUCGGAAGCCCGACAUAGUAGCCGCUAAAGGGGGCGUCGGAGUGAUCGUGGACGUGCAGGUGGUCUCGGGCCAGCGGCCUCUCGAUGAUGCUCACCGCUCAAAGGUAGGGAUGCAGGAAUCCAUCGACCGUGUGUUCGAGGUUGCGUCGUCGAUGGGCCUCUUGGUCAAUCAUACCAAGAGCUCCGUCUUGUCGAUGGUGCCAGACGGGAAGCGCAAGAAGCACCACUAUCUGACCGGGAAGAAUUUCCGGAUAGGUCGGAAGUGGCUGCCUCAAACCUCUUGCGUGGAACGUUGGCGCUAUCUGGGCAUCGACUUUCAGGCGUCUGGAUGCGUGACGUUAGAGCAUAAUAUCAAAGUUGCCUUGACCAACAUCUCAAAGGCACCCCUCAAGCCGCAGCAGCGGCUCGAAAUUGUGAGGGGACACCUUAUUCCGAGAUUUUUGCAUGGCCUUGUGCUAGGUAAUAUCUCGGAUGAUAGGUUGUGUAUGCUCGACGUCCAGAUCCGGGGUGCGGUUAGGACUUGGCUGAGGCUCCCGAAGGACGUGCCUGUCGGGUACUUCCAUGCCGACAUCAAGGACGGCGGCCUAGCGAUCCCAUCGCUUCGGGCGACCGUCCCGGACCUCAUACUUAAGAGGUUCGGGCGGCUCGACUCGUCGAGUUGGUCAGUGGCAAAGGCCGCCGCCAGAUCCGAAAGGAUCCGUAAGAAGUUGAGCUGGGCCGACAAGCAAUUCCGAAAGUUCACCAGAGAGGAUCCGGUCACGGGCCUUAGGUCCGUCGCACGGUUUUGGCGCGAGAGACUGUGGAGCUCAGUGGACGGGUUCGAGUUGCGCGAAUCCGCCCGCACUCCCGCGUCCACGAAGUGGAUUCGGGAGGAGUCUUCGCAUGUCUCUGGUCGGGACUUCGUGCAGUUCGUCCACACACACAUUAAUGCCCUCCCGUCACGGGUUCGGACAUCCAGAGGGCGUAGGAUUGGUCGUGAGGCGGAGUUGAACUGCCGCGCCGGGUGCGUGGUUAGGGAGACGACGGCUCACACCAUCCAGCAAUGUUGGCGGACGCACGGGGGCCGGAUAUUGCGCCACGAUCGUGUUGUGAAGCUAGUAGCAGACGCGAUGGCUUCAGACCAAUGGUCGGUGGUGACGGAGCCACAUGUCAAGACCUCGAAAGGCCUUCGGAAGCCCGACAUAGUAGCCGCUAAAGGGGGCGUCGGAGUGAUCGUGGACGUGCAGGUGGUCUCGGGCCAGCGGCCUCUCGAUGAUGCUCACCGCGGGGAGUUUGACUGGGGCGGUACAUCUGUCAAAGAAUAA
Messenger RNA from Parnassius mnemosyne (clouded apollo), 6987 nucleotides. NCBI's taxonomy places the organism in Eukaryota, Metazoa, Arthropoda, Insecta, Lepidoptera, Papilionidae. The record is from the annotation of a GenBank genome assembly.